Messenger RNA from Heterostelium album PN500, 714 nucleotides. RefSeq lists its product as uncharacterized. The transcript is spliced from 2 exons. Lineage: Eukaryota; Evosea; Eumycetozoa; Acytosteliales; Acytosteliaceae. Bases 1 to 714 code for a protein of 237 amino acids. The record is from RefSeq and is a predicted model, not a curated record.
AUGAAAGAUAGAUUUAUAGUUUCAUUGUUUAUCAUAGUGUUUCUGUUGGUUCAAUCAUAUUUUCCAUUGAGAUACUACUAUCUUUUGUUGGUAAACGAUAAUAACAAGUACAACGACAUCGACUAUCUAGCUAGUUUGGGACAGUCGCGUAUCGAUUCCAUUCCACUCGACCAACUGUUAGCACUUGACGACGAACGAUUCGUCUGGCGUAUGUUCUCACCUACCUCUGCAAACCUAAAGUGUACUGCAAAUUAUUUCUUUCAACAUAAUCAAUCAAGACUCGCUAUCGAUCGACCUGCUACUCUCACCGCUCAUCGAUAUCAGCAGCUUCCUUUUGUCACUGGCAAUCGGUGGGUUACUCUCGCUCCGAGUGGCAAUCGGUGUAUCGAAUCGAUUGGAAUCAUCGUUGAUUGCCAUAAUCAAGUGCUAUAUAGUAUUCGCCAGUCAGACCGACAACUUCCAGCAUCACUACCUACUGAGUUUGAUUCUCGUAGUUUUGGCAUCGGUCGAUUGGCACGCGAUAAGCAACGUUGGACCAAAGAAACAGUACUGUUGGCAACUACGGCUGAUUCUCAUACAACUCUCGGUCGUCUAUAUUUGGACGUCGGUGGCAAAGCUACAUCCGAAUUGGAUCUACGGUUACUCGCUGCCAAGAAUGAUCGGACCGGAAUUCCGACAGCUGGCAGAGUCUAUGAUCAACAUGAUCUUUGGUGA